CGCUCCUCCAGUAUCCCGUCAUGCUCUCGGCCUCAGGCCAGUGCUGAAGGCGGGCGCGCGCGAUACCUCCGUAGCGAAACGUGCAACAUUUGCAGCGAUUAACAUGCGUUAAAUACAAAUGUACAGUUAUUUUGCGGCCUAUUCCAGUACUUAGCCGGUAGACACAGCCUUCUCAACGCGGGUUGGGAUUAUAUUUUUGCGUGGUUUGGUCCGGGCGUUAUUAUAUACACGUGACGUGGGCCUCCGCCGCGAGGCUGUGUGCGUGCGUCGUUCUCCGACCGCAGCAGGCAGCUCGUGUCGUGUCGUAAAGUGCAUCACCACACGGCACGCGCCGCAGCGCAGGACGCCGGAAUGUCGGGUUUUAAUUUUUCCUCGGGGUCUACGACCACCGGCGGUGGGUUUUCGUUUGGAGGCGCAACCAGCAACCCGGCUGCAGGCGCGGGAGGCUUCUCGCUCGGCGGGCUCGGCGGCACGGCCCCGACGACCACCGCAUCCUCGCUGGGUUUGGGGAGCAACCUUUUUGUGCAGAAGACUACCAGCAGCUUCUCUUUUGGCACCCCAGCAGCCACAGCCACCACCUCAGCUGCUGCCCCUGGGUUCAGCCUGUGCUUCAGUAAGCCUGCUGCCUCAGCAGCUCCUUUCUCACUUGUGUCCACCUCUGCCCCCACCGGGCUGUCCCUGACCUCAGCUCUUACCUCAACGGCCCCCCAGAGCACUUCUGCAGGGGGGUUCUUGCUGAGUGCUACAGCCCCUGUUCCAGCCUCCUCAAGCCUCACUCUGGGUUCCAGCCUUUUCCCCAGCACGGUCAGCAGUGGAUUGGGUCAGUCUUCCCUUGGCGCUUUGGGCUUGGGCUCUCUGGUGUCAACCUCCACCACGUCCUCCAGCACCGCUCCUGCUUCUAAUAGCAUCGGGCUCGGGGGGAUUGACUUCAGCACGUCUUCCGACAAGACUAGCGACAAGUCCUCGGGGGCCCGGCCCGAGGACAGCAAGGCUCUAAAGGAUGAAAACCUGCCUCCGGUCAUUUGCCAGGAUGUGGACAACUUCCAGAAGUUUGUGAAAGAGCAGAAACAGCUGCAGGAGGAGAUCAGCAGGAUGUCAUCCAAGGCCAUGCUGAAAGUACAGGAUGACAUCAAGACCCUGAAGCAGCUGCUGUCCGUCAAUGCCAGUGGACUCCAGAGGAACUCCCUAGCCAUUGACAAACUGAAGAUGGAGACUGCCCAGGAGCUGAAGAAUGCUGACAUCGCUUUGCGCACACAGAAGACCCCGCCAGGCCUCCAGCAUGAAAACACGGCCCCCUCAGACUACUUCCGGGCCCUCGUGGAGCAGUUUGAAGUGCAGCUGCAGCAGUACCGGCAGCAGAUUGAAGAGCUGGAGAACCACCUGACAGCUCAGGGCAGCGGUUCACACAUCACUCCCCAAGAUUUGUCAUUGGCUAUGCAGAAGCUCUAUCAGACUUUUGUGGCUCUAGCUGCGCAGCUGCAAUCGGUACAUGAAAAUGUGAAGAUCUUGAAACACCAGUACCUGGGCUACAGGAAGGCCUUCCUGGGUGAUUCCACUGACGUGUUCGAGUCACGGCGAGCAUCCAGCAGGAAGUGGCAGAGUGUUCCUCACAUCACCACUGGACCGACCCCCUUCAGCAGUGUUCCGAACGCAGCGGCUGUUGCCAUGGCUGCAACGCUAACACAGCAGCAACAGCCUGCUCCAGCGUUUGGGAGCGGCCCGAGCUUCGGAGGGGUCACCGCAUCCGGCUCGUCUUUUGGGUUUGUCUCUGCAAGCAAGCCAUCUGGAGGGAGCCUCAGUGCUGGCUUUGGCGGCUCCAGCGCAUCAGGAUUCAGCUUCAGCAACCCAGGCAUCACUGCGUCAGCUGGCCUCACGUUCGGUGUCUCCAACACACCCGCUGCUGGCUUUGGCGUCGGUGGACCACUUCUGCAGCUGAAGAAGCCCCCUGUGGGCAACAAGAGAGGGAAGAGAUAGAAUGAGAGAGUUGUUGGGAAAGGGAAUAUGCUGACGUGUGGUCAAUUUAUGUGUGUUUAGACUCAAAGAUGUUUAUUUUUGUAUUCACCCUUUGGAGGAGGGGGUGGUGGAAGGGAGGUAAAACAGAUUGGGUUAAUUUGAUUCUGUUUUUGUUUUUAUGUAAUCUCUUUAGUGAUAAACUUGUGUUCUGAGUUUCAUGUUUCUCUCUCUCUCUCUCUCUCUCUCUCUCUCUCUCACACACACACACACACACGCAGUCCAAGUGGAAACAAGGAAGCGCAGCACGUCGCCACAGUCGAUGGUUGUUUGUCCCUCCUGGCCUUCCAUUGUGGGGUUGGGGGGGGGGGUGUUUAUAUUUGAACUUCAUUUAAUGCAAAGGGAACCCCACCAUCCAGGGUGUGUGUGCGCGCGCAUAACCGAGUGUGUUAUGUACAGGUGCGUGUUUGGAUCUAGCUACAGAACACCACAUUAGCUGUGCCUGGGAUGGCUGUUAGCCAAUCAGAGAGUUUGUAGCAGUGUGUUGGUGGUUCCACUGUAUCUGCGUCCCUGGCGACCCGACCCGACCCGUACACUUUACACUUUUCUCUUUUAUCUGAGUCCCAUGAGCCAAAGACUGGUAAACCUGCUGUUCGACAGGGCUGGGUCGGGGUGGGGGACUGACCUUUCUUUUUCAGAAUGGAUGGUUUUCUUACCAAGCAAAGAUUUCUUUUCUAUACUUGUAUCAGAAUUUGUCUGAACGUGUAUUUUCCGACUUAAGAGCAAAGCAGUUUAAUAAUAAAAACGAGGUAUGCAAAGUUGCUCGUCGUCCUGUGUGCGGGGCCCGCUUUUCAGUGCGCCGUUUGUACACGCCGAACGAGGCGGAACGAGGGAAGGCGCUCUCGUCGGUCCUCGAACGGCUUCGUACGCGUACGCCACCUUGGACCCGGAGAAGAGCGGCGUCGAGUCGAGUCGAGUCGCGACCCCACGAGGGCUUCGGGGUCGCCCUGCACGCCGCCCGCCGCUGGACGAAGGAGCUGCCGAGAAGGGGCCCGGGGGCCGCCGGGGGCCGCACGAGGGAGCGGAGCGCGUCGCGGUGCUGUCGAGGGCCCCCGGUGAGCGCUUUGCUCCGGCAGCAAUGAAUGAUGCUGAUUUGGGCUGGAAGAAAAAGUUUUGUUCUGGGGAUGAAUGAGGC
Molecule: messenger RNA, 3145 nt
Organism: Scleropages formosus (Asian bonytongue)
Lineage: Eukaryota; Metazoa; Chordata; Actinopteri; Osteoglossiformes; Osteoglossidae
Gene: nup58
Product: nucleoporin 58
Exons: 12
Coding region: 352-1974 (540 amino acids)
Biological process (GO): nucleocytoplasmic transport
Cellular component (GO): nuclear pore
Molecular function (GO): structural constituent of nuclear pore
Source: RefSeq, a predicted model, not a curated record